AUGAGCUCGGUGGGCCCGGCCUCCGCGGGUGGCCGUGCAGUGGUCCCCGUCGGCAACGCGGGCGCCGCCCCAGCGUCCUUGUUGUCCAUGCUCACGGUGCAAGAGCGGUUCUACUCCACCCUCUUGGCUGUGUCCGGGCAGUUCUGCACAAAGAUCACGCGGUCGAUUGGAACAGAGCUUUGCGCAGCGUGCGGUCGUGAUGCCAGUGAUGGAACUCUGCCCGUGGAUUGGGGAGAGCUGCCCAAGGACGUGUGGUCCAGCCCUGAGCGGGAGGUCACGCUGCAGGGCCAGACUGCGAUGCAGACGUGGAGAUGA
Messenger RNA from Rangifer tarandus platyrhynchus (Svalbard reindeer), 315 nucleotides. NCBI's taxonomy places the organism in Eukaryota, Metazoa, Chordata, Mammalia, Artiodactyla, Cervidae. The record is from the annotation of a GenBank genome assembly.